Messenger RNA from Mytilus trossulus (common blue mussel), 5266 nucleotides. Its product is annotated as probable serine/threonine-protein kinase DDB_G0282963. The transcript has 2 exons. The record is from RefSeq and is a predicted model, not a curated record. Bases 77 to 4030 code for a protein of 1317 amino acids. NCBI's taxonomy places the organism in Eukaryota, Metazoa, Mollusca, Bivalvia, Mytilida, Mytilidae.
UAUAAGUCUUGACUAAAUGUUCAUCAUCUUAAUUAUUAUAAGCAAUUAAAUACCUUGCUUUUACCUACUUUAAACAAUGGACAUUUGGAUUUAUUUGUGUUACUUGUCUGUGAUUUUAAUUCAAAUAAGUCAUGAACUUCCAGUACGCAAUAAUACUAGACGUGCAACGAGAAGGCCAUUUAUAGAGCGCAAACCUGGAAAUUUAGAAAAAAUUCUGAAGUCUCAAAACGAACUGAGCAAAAGACAGUUUCGACCACGUGUACGCACUGCAAAGAAACUAAGAAUCAGAAACGGUAUCAAAAAUGCGAACGGAAUAAUAAUAGAUGAUAUCAAUGAAAUGAAAAGUAAAAAGAAUGAAUUAUUUCCUGCAUCAAAUGGAAAAUUGCUUUUAAAUGGUGCUAAUAAUAAAAAUAUGGAAAUGUUCCAUCGAGUAUCUGAAUCAAGCAAAUCAAAUGGGCUGAUAUCUCCUACCGUUGUUAACAAAGCAUUUAAGACUGUGUCAGACAGAGGAAAUUCCGUAAGCAAUGCAGUAAUGAUUGUACCAAAGAGAGAAAGUGUCCUAAACAAUUCAGUAAACACUCUUUCUGUUUCAAUUAAAGGUAGUUCCAUAAACAAUGCAAUUUUAAACAGAAAAAGUUUUAUAAACAGAGCAUUAAAUCCUGUUACAACUAGAGGUACGCCCGUAAACAAUGCAGUUAACACUGCAUCAAAGACAGGAAGUUCCGUUAACAGAGCAGUAAAUAAUGUAACAAUUAUGCAUAGUCGUGUUAAUAAUGAAGUCAAAACACCAUCUACGACGAAAAAUAUCGUGAACAGAGCAGUAAAUACUGUAACAGUAAGGAGUAGUCGUGUAAAUAAUGAAGGCAAAACACCAUCUACGACGAGAAAUUCCGUAAACAGAGCAGUAAAUACUGUAACAGUUAGGGGAAGUCCCGUAAGCAAUGAAGUCAAAACUCCAUCAAAAACUGUAACAGUAAGGCGUAGUCGUGUAAACAAUGAAGUCAUAACUCCAUCAACGACGGGAAAUUCCGUAAACAGAACAGUAAAUACUGUUACAGUAAAGCGUAAUCGUGUAAACAAUGAAGUCAUAACUCCAUCAACAACGGGAAAUUCCGUAAACAGAACAGUAAAUACUGUUACAGUAAGGCGUUAUCGUGUAAACAAUGAAGUCAAACCUCCAUCAACGGCGGGAAAUUCCGUACACAGAGCAGUAAAUACUGUAACGGUAAGGCGAAGUCGUGUAAACAAUAAAGUCAUAACUCCAUCAAAGACGGCAAAUUCCUUAAACAGAGCAGUAAAUACUGUUACAGUAAGGCGUAAUCGUGUAAACAAUGAAGUCAUAACUCCAUCACCGACGGGAAAUUCCGUGAACAGAGCAGUAAAUACUGUAACAGUAAGGCGAAGUCGUGUAAACAAUAAAGUGAUAACUCCAUCAAAGACGUCAAAUUCCGUAAACAGAGCAGUAAAUACUGUUACAGUAAGGCGUAAUCGUGUAAACAAUAAAGUCAUAACUCCAUCGAAGACGGCAAAUUCCGUAAACAGAGCAGUAAAUACUGUUACAGUGAGGCGUAAUCGUGUAAACAAUGAAGUCAUAACUCCAUCACCGACGGGAAAUUCCGUAAACAGAGCAGUAAAUACUGUAACAGUAAGGCGAAUUCGUGUAAACAAUGAAGUCAUAACUCCAUCAAAGACUGGGAAUUCCGUAAACAGAGCAGUAAAUACUAUUGCAGUUAGUGGUAGUCCUGAAAACAAUGCAGUAAAGAUUAUUCCAAACAGAGGUAGAACCGUCAACAAGGUAGUAAACAUUGUAUCUGAGAAGGGAAGUUCCUUUAACCGUGCAACAAACCCUGUAAAAGUAAGUGGUAGUCCUGUAAACAAUGCAGUAAAAACUGCAUCAAAUACGAGAAAUUCCGUACGCAGUGCAGUUAAAACUAUAGCCGUUAGUGGUAGUGUCGGAAACAAUGCAGUAAAAAUUGCAUCAAAGACCAGAAAUACCGUAAACAGACCAAUAAAUACUGUAACAGUUAGGGGCAGUCCCAGAAACAAUGCAGUAAAGAUUGUUCCAAACAGAGGUAGAACCGUCAACAAGGUAGUAAACAUUGUAUCAGAGAAGAUAACUUCCAUUAACCGUGCAGCAAACCCUGUAAAAGUAAGUGGCAGUCCUGUAGAAAAUGCAGUAAAAACUGUAUCAAAGACAAGAAAUUCCCUUCUCAGUGCAGAUAAUACUAUAACUGUUAGUGGUAAUCCCGGAAACAAUGCAGUAAAAAUUAUACCAAACAGCGGUAAUGAUGCAAACAAGGCAGUAUAUAUUUUAUCAGAGAUGGUUAAUACCGUUAAAAGUGCAGCAAAUCCUAUAACAACUAGAGCUAGUCCAGUAAACAAUGCAUUAAAUAUUGUACCAAAUGGAGGUAAUAUUAUAAACAAUGCAUUAAACAUUGUACCAAACGCCGGGAGUUCGAAAAACAAUGCAUUAAACAUUGUACUAAGUGGAGGGAGUUCCGUAAGCAAUGAUAAUAAUAAUAACAAUAAUGAUAAUAAGGCAGUAUUUAAUAAGUUGUCUGAAUCGCAAAUUCCAGAUGUGUCUAAAUCUUUUUCGAAUACUGCCGCUGUGGUACAGAUAGAAUCACCACGAGAGAGCCCUUUAACGAAUAAUGAUAAUCAAAUAACAAAAUCUGACGGAAAUGAAGAGAAUGAUUUUGGUAUCGAUUUGACUGAUCAAUUGAAAAAUAGAGUUGAAUUUUUAGGUGAAAGUACAAAUGAAAGAACAAGUAAUAAUGCUGUGCUGACGGGUACAGAUAGUGGUAAUGUUAGAACUGAUCAAAUGGAAAAUAGAUUUGAGUUUUUAGAUGAAAGUGCAAAUGAGAGAACAAGUGGAAAUACUAUGCUGACGGGUACAGAUAAUGAUAUCGAUAGAACUGAUCAAAUGGAAAAUAAAGUUGAAUUUUUAAGUGAAAGUGCAAAUGCAAAAACAAGUGGGAACACUGAGCAGAAGGAUACAGGUGGUGAACAGGACAAUACGGAAGAGGUAGAUUUUAGCCCUAUUACAUCAAUACUACAUCGGCGGAGAAUGACAACUAGACAAAAUAAUCAUGAGGAAGACGAUUCAGACGCGAGGCAAUUAAGACCUAACAUACUAAGAAAAGCGGCAUUGAAAUCGAAACGCCGCCCCCAGUUCAAUAGCGCAACUAACCCAAAUAAUACUACAGAUACACAGUUAAGCGCAACUAAAGAAACUAGUUCUACAGCUACACAGUUAAGUGCAAGUAAACGAAAUAAUCACAAAGUUUCACAAUUGAACGCAAUUAAAACACCACUUCAAUUGAAAAAGUGGUCUCAUUUUGAUUCCGACAGUAGCGAUUGGGAAAGUUCAGACAAGGGUCAUUGGGAAAGUGAUGAAGAUUUAACAUCUGAACAAAAUAGGAAAUCGAAAAGUAAUGUAAUAUUGUCAAAGCUAAAAUUACCUAACCGUAUACCAUAUCAAAUGAAAACAAAUAAUACAAAGCAAAACAAAACUGAGGGGAAAUCCUUUACAAAAGGGGUAGACUACUCUGAUGAAUCGACUUAUGAAGACAGUGCUGAUUGUGAUUCGUCAGAUAGCAGUGAAUGCGGUUAUAGUUCUGAAACCUAUGUUACCUCAGACUCUGCUUCUUCUGAAAAUAUUCGUAUUUCACAACCAGUGCGUAAAGUAGUAAUUAAACAAAAGACAAUUAAAACAGUUAACAAGGAACCAGAAGAUUAUGCCACGUAUGAAUAUACUGAUAAUAAUGAUUAUACAUGGGACAGUAAGGAGUACUACGAUUAUGAUUCAUCGGAUGGUCAUGGUUCUAAAGGCAUCAAGGAUGUCAGAGUAAUGCAUAAAAAGCAAACAGAUAUAGAUGUUUUAAAUCGAAAAGUGAAUCCUUAUGAAGACAGCAGUGACGAUUUUUACGAGAAUUUGAGUUACGACAACAAUUAUAGCGAUGGAUCUUAUAGUGCUGAUUAUCAGGAGUAUUAUUCAGACUCAAGUAAUUGGGAAUAUUAUGAUGACUGAAAGUUUAUUCAUAGGAAAAGUGUUUUUUUUUUUUAGAAAAGUGAUAUCAUUAGUAUUUUGACACGCAAAGUUUAAGCUUCUAUUAUUUUAAGAUCAAGGGAGAUGUAAAUGGGCUACACAACUUAUUCUGCUAUAAUUUUGCAUACAAUCUUGGCUUGUUGAACAUCGAAAAAGAUGCAUUUUUCUACAAUAUAUAGUUCUAAAGAAAAACAUUUGACGUAGAAAUCAGAGAUUAAUGAGUUUACGACAAAUUUAAGAAGGAUUGUUGCCGAUUAUUAUGUGGUUUCAUUACAAAUGUUAUCAUACUCUGAAAAAAAAUCAAUCAGUAAAAUUUCAUAAUUGCAUAAUGUUUUCGAUUUUCAGUUAUACUUUACACGAGCCAAAAUUGUAUGCAAAAUUUAAGCAAAUCUGUAACAUAGCCCAUUUAUUUUUCAUUAAUCUUUUUAAAACUGUCGUUUAAUACAGAGUGUCAAUCGAGAAAAGGUAUACAAAACUGCAAAUGCCGUGAGGUCGUCGCAAGUUUAAAAAUUGUGUUUAAUACAUUGUGAUUUUUUUCUGGUUUUCAGUAUUAAAACAUUUUUCAAGUAAAAGUGGAAAGUCUGUCUCAAUCAGUUGAUGUUAAAAUCAUAACUGAGAAACGUACUUCAUUGCCUACUUUUACAAAUCGAUAGCGUGCGACAAUUUUGACCAAACUACUGCACACUUUUCUUUUGACUUGACAACUUACACCAUGUUUUCUCUAUAAAUAUAUCUGAAAAGCCUAGAAUGAGGAAAAAUCUACUUGAGGAUUCAUUGACUAGGAAUAUUAUGAUACAAUAGUUAUCAAAGGUUAUCAAAGGUACCAGGAUAAUAAUUUAGUAAGCCAGACUCGCGUUUCGUCUACAUAAGACUCACAAAACCGUUGAUGUACUUGAUGCACAUAACAUUAUAAGAUAGCUGACAAACACAUAAUUAAUUACAUUGCAUUUAACAUUAAUAGCGUGUAAUUAAGGUAAAGUAAUAAACACUGUCACUGGAGAGACACAAACGAAUUUUUUUAACUAGACUAACUUUCAAGUCAAGAAAAUGACAGUUGUUAUCAUUUCGUUUGAUUUUCCCAUUUGCUUAUGGACUUUCCAUUUAAAAUUUUCCUCGGAGUUCAAUAUUUUUGUUAUUUUACUUUUACAGUGCUAAUUGUACCAAGUCAGGAAUAUGACAGUUGUUAUCCAUUCUUUUGAUGCGUUUGGUCUUUUGGUU